Molecule: messenger RNA, 5570 nt
Organism: Paramuricea clavata
Lineage: Eukaryota; Metazoa; Cnidaria; Anthozoa; Malacalcyonacea; Plexauridae
Source: the annotation of a GenBank genome assembly
AUGUCUAUGGAAAACACCCCAGUAAAAAAAGUUAUUAAUAAGCAAAAUAAUAACAUAAACCACUUCUGUCGAAUUUGUGGUAUCAAUAUACCUAUUUCUGGCAGAGGGAAGCUAAACAUUUUCGAAGGCGCCAAAUCAGUUCGGGAUAAACUUGCUGAAAGGUUGUCGUGCAUUCUCCAAACUUCUGUGUCGAAGGAUGGAACCUCUUCUACGAUAUGUUUGAACUGUAAGAGGAACCUCGAAAGGUUGGAAAAGGCAACAGCCGAUCUUGUUAGAUUUAAAGAAACGGCCGAGAGAACUGCUAAAGAGCAAAGAACAUUUAUAGUAAAUGACAAAGAGAACUCUGGUGAACGCUUUAAAACAUGCAAGUUUUUAGAUUCUCCAAAAAAUGAAAAGCCCGUGAAAAGAAAAGCGUGUGAAACAGAAGUUCGACGAAAUAUUUUACAGCCAACGCCUAUGUUUUUAACAGAACUUCCGAGUCACGACGAUUUGUUUGUGAAUUCCCAACCCGGAGUUUAUAUGAAUCGUUCCAAAACUAAGGUAGAGGUAAGUUUUUAAAAAAUACAAAUACUAUAAUUUACCUGUAAAAACUCUCAAAAGAGCUAUAGUAUAAAAGUAAAGUUGUACAUUGUACAAUACUUGAACAAAUUUUAAAUAUUGAGCUUUUGUUUAUAAUGUAGGUGACAAUAGACUAUCCGUCUACACAGAAGCGCAAAACUAUAACUGAAGAGUUAGAUGCCAAGAUCAUAAGAGGUGUUGCUAACAAUGAACGUGUUUCCAUUGCAAAUGCCGUAUGGGACUCAAGAGAUCUUAAAGACAUGAUCAUGUGUAAAAUUGAGAAGGCUGUUGUCAAUCAAUUUAAAGGACUUUGCAGUAGAAGAAACCCAUCCAUUCUGGCCAAUUCUACACCUCAUAAUGUAAUAAACAUUACAGAUGCUUGCAUCGCUUCUGAACUAAAGAAUCGUGCACCUACUAUGGAAAGAAUUCUUCGCGCUGCCGUCUCAGGCAAAGUUAAACACACCGUUGAAGAAGAAUAUAAUGAGAAGGAUAAAAAAAAUGUGAGGGCUUUAAGCAUGGCAACUUCUAUAUUAUUAAGAUGCCGAAACCCUGCACUUUCAGCACUAAGUUACCGGUUGUCCUUAUUGUUGUGGCAUGGAGGUGCUGAGAAACAGGUACUUUAUUUUCUUUAUAUUUGUAUUGCAAACAAACAAGCGAAACAUGCGGUUUUCAUUUCUUAAACACGAGCAAGUAGAAUAGUUUUACGAGGCGACAGUUAGGCAACUUUAUUCAGACGGUUCAGUGUUUUCGUCUGGUUUACUCUAUCAACGUUUCUGUGAUUACAGUAGGAAUUUUGCAUAUGAAAUUGUAAGAAACAUAUGAAGCGACUAGGCAAGUGUUUUAACACUGAAUCAGUUAUUUAUCUAUAUUAUUUACCUAUGCAAAAUUCCUAUUGAGUAUUGUUAUCACAAAAACUUUAAUAGAGUUUAACUAGCCUUUACUGAUUUCUGAGACGUUCAAAUGGCUUCAACACUGUCCAAUUGACCAUGCUGAAAGUGUUUGAUCAAAGAACUAUAUUGAAUGAAUGUUUGAAAGUGUUUAGUUGAAAGUGUUUAGUUUAUUAAUACCAUAUUAAGUCCCAUAUUAAAAUGUUGAUAAACAUGGAGAGGUUUCCCCUAUAAGGGGUUUCCCCUAUAAGGGGUUCCCCUGGCGGAUUUCCUUGCCCUUCCUGGUGAUUAAUUUUUAAAAUUUAUACAGCCCUAAUGGUAGCCAUUAACAGAUGCUUAAUUGAUGUCAGCCAUAUUAACACAGUACUACUGCUUUAUAGCUAUUCAAAAGACUGAAUAGGUGGGGAAUUUCAAUGAGUCAUUGGAGAACUUUAAAGAAGGUUGAUGAAUUUGGCUUGAAUUUUGAUGAGCAAAUUAAGACAUGGAAACAAAGUCUUGAGCAUAGCCACAACCUUGAAUCAGCUGUUAGAUUCAUCCAGAGUAUCAAUAAAGAAGAGCUUGUUCCAACAAGCCUUGUUGGUCCACCAAUUAUCACAACUGAAUCUGUCAGUGAUAGUCAAAUAGCUAAUCCUUCAUUUCAAACUGAGUCACUACAUACAAAGUAUGGUAUUGAUGAGAACAUAUUAAAAGAGAAACUUAAAGCUAAAGGUGCAGUUGAAGGAAGUUUCAAUGAGGCUAUCAUUGAUGAAGUCAUGGAUAAACUUAGGAACUUGUGUAAUUUACAUGCUUCAUACGAAGAAAACCUAAAAUAUACUCAGAUGAAUAUUGAAUUGUCUCAUGCCCCUGGGUAUCAACUGACUGGAGACAAUGUGGACUUGUAUGUUAAGGUGAAGCACAUGUCAAGCACAAAUCAGAAUUCCAGUAUACAUUGGUUUAACAUAAAUGCUGUCCUCAACAGAGUGAAUAAUAAUCAGCUGAACAAUAACAAACCAAUCAUGUCCGUUCUUGAAAUGGAGAACUCACAGUUUCUUCCAUCUGCUCAAGAUAACGUUAACAUCCUUCAGGAUUUUAUUCCUCUUGUAAGUCGUGUUCUGGUAACCAAUAUUUCUGCAUUGCAACAAUUUAAGAAAUCAGUUGUUUGGCAUAUACCACACAAGUAUACCAACGAGAUGAAUCAGAAAUCUACCCAGGUGUGAUAUAUAGUAUAUGUAUAUUAUAUUUUUUUCAGUGAUAUAUAGACACCCCAGGUAGAUAAAUUGAUAGGAGUAAAUUUGUCACGGCAGUUGAUUGAAAAAGGAUCUUUUAACAUUUGUUGCAGAAACACUGGGAGCCUGCCAGAUUUUUUAGUUUUGUUGCUCAUCCCUGCGCAAGUCCAAAUACUUUUGGUUAACACAUUAGACUGGCGGCUUAAAGUGUAGAUAAUAUUUAAAUUAAGUAAGCAAAGAGAUGUGUAAUUGAUCUCAAACUUUUGUCAAUUUGACUUAUCAAUUUAAAAGCUAUUGAGUAGGUAAAUAGGGCUAUACUCCAGGGUGUGAUAAUUCACAAUUUUUAGUCGUACCUCACUGGUACGCCAAUGAUUAUCAGGGCAUUUUUUAACUAUAUAACUGGGGGGGGGGGCAAAGCCCCCAGCCCCCAUGGUGACCCCCCCCACUCAACUAUUUUGCCCCCCCCCAAAUCAAAGUCCCUUUUCUCUAAAAUAUAAGCAAAACAUGGAAUUUAGAAGGGAGGUUUGAUAUUCUAGUAACUGAAAUUUGCUUUGUGAAUCUAAUUAUGUCCUGUCUUUUACUUUAAUGCUAAACAUUGUGUUGUAAAUACCUUGUUAGAUUUUAAACAUUUUCCAGUGGAUUGCAUUUCCCAGACCAUAUAGAUUUGAGUUGUUGGAAGGCUCGGCUAAACAAGUUAGUGACCGCAGGGGCAACAGGCCCCCAACCCAGUGUUUUAUAAGAGGGAGAAUAAUUUUGGUCCCCCACCAUAAAAAAACCAAUUGAUUUCGAAACUAGAGGUAUUUGAAAUCGUAUAUAUAUAUAUAUAUAUAAUCAAAUAUCUGUAAUCGAUAUUAAUUGGUAACAACAUUUAAUUCUCGUAAUAAUCCAUCCUGAUUCGUGGAUAGCAUAGACUCAUAAAUCAUAUAAUGAACAAAUUAAUGAAAAGGCCUAACAAAAGAGGUAUAGAGAAGACUUUGAAAAUGCCAUUUCCGACAAUUUAGAGACGCAAAAUUUUCAAUAUUUUUCCACCCUGAGCCAACCAUGGUGGCGCUAAUCGUGGGAGGCGGGCCCUGCAAGUUUAUCAAGCUGGCUCCCCGUGACGGCCAAGUUGUGGUAUCUACAUAAACAUACUAUGCAAGUACUUAACUGAAUGUUCAGUCUAUAUACAGCAUAAUGUAAUAAGUUGUGGUAUCUACAUAAACAUACUAUGCAAGUACUUAACUGAAGGUUCAGUCUAUCUACAGCUUAAUAUAAUGCCGUAUGCCCUGUAUAUCCAAAAAUCUGUUUCAGAAAAUGCAGGGAAUUGCAGUCAUAGGGGUAGAAAAUACAAAAUUUUUCUGGGGGACAAUACCCCCAGACUCCCCCUUCUAUUAAAUGCGAUACCUCACCAAACUUUUUGUUACCAACAAACCAUCUAUUAUUUCUCCACACUCGGUAUAGUAUGGUCCCUUUUUGUAGAUGCCCCCCCCCCCACUGACGAAUUCUUAAAAAAUGCCCUGAUGAUUAUUGCUGCUUACUAAUGAGCUGCAUGCAUGAUUAAAACUCAAGAUGUUAGUUAGUCUUUAAAAUGAAGUACACAAAGUACAGGUUUCUGAAAUGUAUUCAUUCCGCAACCUGAAAAAUUAUAACAAGUAGUGCAAUUCCAUAUAUACAAAUACUACAAUCGACUCGAUCUAACAUUGCUUAGUCCAGUCAUGUUUCAUGCCAAGACAUGUCAGUCAUGUACUGACUUUAUUACGGUUUUGAAUACAUUGGGUUUGGAAAAUCGAAUGGCACCAACAAAAAGUAAGUACGCAGAUAGCAAGAGUUCUACAUACCUACAUGGUACUUGGCUAACAAAUAUGUACCAGACCGUAAUGUUGGCGUACCUCCGGUACGUAAGUACGUGAAUUAUCACACCCUGGUUACUCAGGUUACUGCAUCAGUUGCAGCUAUGAACUUGGCAUUUACAUAUAAUAUUGCCAAGAUUUGCAUUAGUAAUCUUCUGUUCAUUAAUGUCAUGUUGUAGGUACCUGUUGGACUAUUAUUUAAGAAUGAGAACAUAAACGAAGAAAUGAUAGACAUUCUUCAAACAAUUCACAACAAAUAUCUACCUGUAAGCAAUGUCAUUCAAAAUAAAGAAGAAAGAACCAUAAUUGUUAAUGAGAUGCUGUUCUUUGGUGGAGAUCAGCUGACUGAUGAAAGGGGUCGAAAUUGCAUAGAUGCAAUGUCUGAUGGUGAUACAAAGUUUGAACGACUGGAAGGUUUUCUAUCAAAGGUGGAAGAUUGGCAUGCCAUACGAAUUCUUUACCAGGUAUAUAUAAGAGACCAUUCAUUAUUUGACUGGGGUGGGCUGGAAAAAUUCAAUUAACAACUAAAACAAAAUGUCCUGCCCCUCUUCAUCACAAAACAUUAAAUGACCCCAUUCACAUUAAUUGUAAAAAAUCUUUCCUGACGAGUAAAAUUGUUACUUAAUUAUAAACACAAUGAUAAUAACACAAGUUGUUGCUCUUUUCACAAAAUGUUAUAUGCUGUAAUUAUAUAGUCACCCAGCUGGUAUUACAUGGGCAAAUUUAAUUAAUAUAUACAAUAUUAUUGCUUCUCUGUUUAGAUUCUAUACGACAUAUUCUUCAAUACAAAUUCAGGAAAUGAUGUGGGUACAACAUGCUCAAACCUUAAUGUCAUUAACAACUCAAAUGCAAAGACUAAAAAUGUCCUUGAUAAUUUCAACCACUGCAAGGAAUACAUAAACCUGGAGACCAACGCAUUCAUUCUAGCUGCAGCAAUGACACACUUUAGCAUAGACUCCCUGGAAACACCAGCAGAAUGUUUCAUUCCUCCCAACAUUUUAAAUGGAACUGAAAAAAUGAAACGAAUAUGGUUGCACAAGCAAAUUGAAGAAAUGCUUUUAAGGUUGGUACUUUGCUUUAUAAAUGAUUGA